Columba livia (rock pigeon) is the source of this 4781-nucleotide messenger RNA. RefSeq names its product phospholipase C delta 4 (gene PLCD4). Lineage: Eukaryota; Metazoa; Chordata; Aves; Columbiformes; Columbidae. Gene Ontology annotation, biological process: phosphatidylinositol-mediated signaling; lipid metabolic process; release of sequestered calcium ion into cytosol. The record is from RefSeq and is a predicted model, not a curated record. Gene Ontology annotation, molecular function: calcium ion binding; phosphatidylinositol-4,5-bisphosphate phospholipase C activity. The coding region runs from base 2016 to 4277 and encodes 753 amino acids. The transcript has 16 exons.
UUUUGGGGGGUGGUGCUGCUCUGUCUUGCUUUGCAGGAAGGCAGGGAGAGAGCGCUUGCUGCAUUCCUUCAGUGUGUUUGCAGUUGCUGCAUCCCUUGCCCUGGGGGGAGAGGUGCCAGCAGUUUUUUUUCCUCUCCUUUAAGGUGUUACUUCUCCCCUGGGUUUUGCUGGCCCAUCCCAGAGCCUCUUGUCUGACCCACCCCAACCCCAAAUCAUCAGCUGCUGGCUGGUCCCCCUGUGUGGGUCAGGCUCUGUCCUCAGGUGCUGCAGUGUGUCCUGGUGUGGGGGGAAGGCUGUGUGGGGCUGGCAUGGCCACGCCCAUGGUGGCAUUUAAUUCUGCCAGGAGACUGUUGAAGCAGCUGGGGAGUGCUUACACCCGCUGGCCCCCCAGUUCUGCUUGGGGACUGUCACCUCUAGGAGACAAGCUGUGGUGGCUCAGUGUGUGCUGAGGGGAGCUGGCGCUGACCCUGGCAGGGGUGGGCAGUCCUGUGGGAAGCCCUUGGGAUGGGUUUCUCCAGCACCUGACGGUUGUCCCACUUCCCCUGACAGUGUGACUCAGGGGUGAGGGGAACAGCUGUGUGUUUGUGUCCACACUUGUGCUGGAAGGGAUCAUCUCUUCUUCCCUGUAUGUUUGGGGAGAGCACGGCUCCUGGGGCAGGGAUGGGCUUGCUUGGGCUGUGCUGGUAACCUGUGAGGUCUGUCACUGGGGGAGAUCAGUUCAGUUCUGAAAUCUCAGUGCAGUUACAGGCCUGAGGACUGCAAGCAGAUCCCUUGCACGCUGCCUCCUUGCACACAUGUGUGCCUGGGUGCAGAGAGGACAGGCCCGAUUGUGGCACAGAGCCCAUCUCUGUCCCAGGCCAGCAUCUCUCUCUGCUCCUCUAGCCUUGCUGCUUCACCUUCCACCCCAGCUUCCCAAAAUCAUCCUAGUCUCUGUCCCCUCACCUGUGGCAGCACGGGGGGCACAGGGCAGGUGAGUACCUGGAGCUGUGAGCCUGCAAAGUGGUCGUGCUGGUCUGGGUGCUGCCAGGAGGCAGGAGAGGUCAGGCAGACAAGUGACUGGAGUUGUCUCCCUCUGGUUCCUUGCAGGCUGUGGAGUGCAGGGGGAAUGAGAGUGUGCUGCGUGGGGUACAGGGCACUGCUAGGGCUGCAUAAGCCAGUGGCCAUCAGGCCACCCACUCUGCAGAGCCCAAGAGGAACGUGGUGCUACCCUCCUGUUUGUGGGUGCAGGCAGCCCGAGCACUGGGCCAGUGGGUUGGUGCCCCCCAGCACAUCAAAUGCAGGGGGGGCUGCAGGCACUGCAGUGAGUCCUUGCGGUCUGAGCCCUGCAAGAAGGGCCUUUGCUGGGAAAGCACAGCCCUGGCACUGGGCACUGCUGUGAGGCAACUGGGAUGUCACCCCAGCCACUCCAUAUAUCCAGCAACAUGUGAGGUCCUUGAGAGUGUGGACAGGCAGUCCUCAUGUGCUCUGGGGACAGCUAAACACCCACAGACAGCCCCACGCCCGGCAUAUUCCCCAGCCCGUGCUGUGCUGAGCCUGUCAGGAUCUGGCAGCCGGGCUUGGCAGCUGCCUGCACACUGACGGCACUGGCUAUUCCCAGCCCCAAACCCUUGAUGCCUGUGCUGAGUCAGGGGCCUGGGGCGCGGCUGCCACCCCUGCGCCCCAGCACAGAGCUCUUCACCUCCAGGAACCCCCUGGUCCCCUCCUGCACCCAAAUCCCAGCCCACCAGCUGUGGCAUCUGCUCCUCGAGCACCCAGCUUCAGCACCGGGGUGACAGGCACAUCCAGCGAUUUGUCAGUCUAAUUAAAGCCUUAACAGCCUAAUCAAAGCCUUAUUGUCAGUCCAGUUGUAUUUAUAGUCCCACUUGGCGCAGUGCACUCCCCUUACGGCUGCCGGUGCAGUCGUGGCCCCAGCGUGCUGGCGUUCCCUGGGGAGAAGGGGUUGGAGGAGCUGCGGGUCCUGCUCUGCACCCCCUUCCUUGCUCUCACACGGCUGCCAGCACAGAGGAGGCAGAGCCAUGGCAUCGCUGCUGUGCAACGCCCGCAUCCAGCUCACAGACACACUGGAGCAGAUGCAGCAGGGGACACUGAUGCGCAAAGUCAAGUCCAAGAGCUGGAAGAAGCAGCGUUACUUCAAGCUGCAGGAUGACUGCAUGACCAUCUGGUACCAGUCCAAGAGGACGGGCAAAACUGAGUCUGCCUUCUCCAUCAGCGAUGUGGAGAUGGUGCGGGAAGGGCACCAGUCGGAGGUGCUGCAGAGCCUGGCUGAAGAGUUCCCCCCUGAGCGCUGCUUCACCAUUGUCUUCUACGGCCGGCGGGGCAACUUGGACCUCAUCGCUGGCUCAGCAGAGGAGGCACAGUGCUGGGUCCAGGGCCUGCGCCAGCUCAUUGAGGUGGCCACCAGCAUGGACCAAAGGGAGAAGAUAGACCAAUGGAUUCGUGACUGGUUCCAGAAAGCCGACAAGAAUAAGGAUGGACGCAUGAACUUCAAAGAGGUGCAGCAUCUCCUCAAGAUGAUGAAUGUAGACAUGAAUGAGGAUCAUGCCCUGCGGCUCUUCCAGGCUGCCGACAAGUCAGAGUCGGGGACACUGGAAGGAGAGGAGUUUGUGCUCUUCUACAAGGCCCUCACGCAGCGUGAGGAGGUGCUGAGCCUCUUCCAGGACUUCUCUGAAGAUGGGAAGAAGCUGACGCUGCUGGAGCUGGUGGAUUUCCUGCGGCAGGAGCAGCUGGAGGACGAGGGCACGGAGGAGCUCGCCAUGGAGCUCAUUGACAAGUACGAGCCAUCGGAGUCAGCCAGGGCUCGCCACGUGCUGAGUGCUGACGGGUUCCUCAUGUACCUCUGCUCCCCGGAGGGCUCCAUCUUCAACCCCCGGCACCAGGCACUGUGGCAAGACAUGAGCCAGCCACUCUGCCACUACUUCAUCUCCUCCUCCCACAAUACCUACCUGAUUGAGGACCAGAUCCGAGGCCAGAGCAGCAUUGAGGGUUACAUCAGGGCUCUGAAACGGGGCUGCCGGUGCCUGGAGGUGGAUUGCUGGGACGGGCCAAACGGGGAACCCAUGGUGUACCACGGCCACACCUUCACUUCCAAGAUCCCCUUCCGGGAGGUGGUGAGCACCCUGGAGAAGUACGCCUUCAAGACCUCAGACUACCCAGUGAUCCUGUCCCUGGAGAACCACUGCAGCAUGGAGCAGCAGGAGGUGCUGGCCCAGCAGCUCAAGUCCAUCCUGGGGGAACAGCUCCUCACCACCACCAUUGAUGGGCGUGUCCCCACCCAGCUGCCAUCCCCAGAGGAGCUGAAGCACAAGAUCCUGCUGAAGGGGAAGAAGAUCGGGCGGCUGGAGGACACACUGGAUGGGCCAGGGGACGAGGCACCCGAUGUGUCUGAUGAUGACAACGGGGCAGAAGCAGAGGAGGAGAGGCGGAGGGCAAAGAAGGACAAGGAGAGCCUGGCACAGGCGUUGUCUGACUGUGUCAUCUACUGCAAGAGUGUGUCCUUCCGGGGCUUCCAGGAGGCCCGCAGCCAUUCCCGGCCCUCUGAGAUCUCCUCCCUUGCUGAAUCCAAGGCCAGGAAGCUCAUACGGGAUGCAGGAAAUGAAUUUGUCCGCCACAACACCUGGCAGCUGACACGCAUCUACCCCAGCGGGAUGCGGACCGACUCUUCCAACUACAACCCCCAGGAGAUGUGGAAUGCAGGGUGCCAGAUCGUGGCCCUGAACUUCCAGACGGCUGGCACGGAGAUGGACCUGUGUGACGGGCUCUUCAGCCAGAACGGCUGCUGUGGCUACGUGCUCAAACCACCCUUUAUGAGGGAUGAGGAGACUCUCUUCAACCCCAAUGACCCCAGCAGCUGGGAGGGCCACGGCCCCAUCACUCUGACCAUCCAGGUGAUCAGUGGGCAGCAGUUGCCCAAAGUGGCCAACAGCAAGGAUGGAGCCAUCAUCGACCCACUGGUGCGUGUGGAGAUCCAUGGGGUCCCUGUGGACCAGGCGCACCAGGAGACCAAGUACAUCGAGAACAACGGGUUUAACCCCCGCUGGGAUGAGACGCUUCAGUUCCAGCUCCAUGUGCCGGAGCUGGCCCUUGUCCGCUUCGUGGUGGAGGAUUACGACAAGACCUCCAGGAACGACUUCGUGGGCCAGUUCACCCUAGCCUUUGCCAACAUCAAACCUGGCUACCGCCACAUCCAUCUCCUCUCCAAGGAUGGCACCAGCAUCCCACCCUCUUCACUCUUUGUCCAUAUCCGCAUCACUGAGCCACCCAGUCCUGAGCAGGACUGAGCCCCUGGGGCAAGCAGGACCUGGAUAGAAGCCAUAGAGCCGGCCCCAUGCAGCUGGGGCCGCAGAGCCAACCACAUCACCCUCUUGUUGAGCCGUUUGUGUCAUCCCUGUGUUACCCCUUGUGUCACUGCUGCACCUCUCUUUGCAGUGGCCUCCAAGGGCUGGAAAAAGGUACUGACCUUCCCUUCCCAGGUUUAGGAUGCUGCCUCCAACUUGUGAGUGUGGGGUCUGCACUAGCGCAGCCCACCCUGGCCAUGAGUAGGAGAGAUGGUGCACAGCACCCUGGCUCUGCCGCAGGGGCUGGUCCCCCCGGGCCCAGGGAGCAUGGCUGGAGCUGAGCAAACCCCAGGGCUGAGCAGAGGUGGGAGAGGAGUCAGUCCUCACUGCUCCACCCCUGCAAAGCUCCAUCACAGCCCCUGCAGCUGCUCCUGGCCUAUGCCUGUUGCUGACCCCUCCUGUACCCUUUCUCUGUAAGCAACUUAAUAAAUUGUUUGGUGACAGGCA